Molecule: messenger RNA, 2992 nt
Organism: Coregonus clupeaformis (lake whitefish)
Lineage: Eukaryota; Metazoa; Chordata; Actinopteri; Salmoniformes; Salmonidae
Product: procollagen galactosyltransferase 2
Exons: 12
Coding region: 127-1899 (590 amino acids)
Source: RefSeq, a predicted model, not a curated record
ACGAAAGAGCCUCAUCUGUUGCAUCUUGAGGGGGUUAAACAUUUUGGAGAAAGACAUUUUUUACUUCGUGCUGACGCGGACAAGGAGCUGGAGGUACGUGCAGCAGCCUGGACUGUAAACUCCACCAUGUUUCUUUGGGUUUUAGUUUUAGGGGCCUUCGUUUCUAGAACAGAAUGUUAUUUUUCUGAGGAAAAAUAUCAAGAAGAAUCGAAAAUGCAGCCGCCAACGAUUGUUAUUGCGAUCAUUGCUCGGAACGCGGCGCAUUCCUUGCCAUACUACCUCGGAGCGUUGGAGAGGCUGAACUAUCCCAAAAACCGCAUCUCUGUAUGGGCAGCUACAGAUCACAAUGCUGACAACACUACAGCUGUUCUAAAAGAAUGGCUGACUGUCAUGCAAAAGUUCUAUCACUAUGUGGAGUGGAGGCCCAUGGAGCAUCCUACGUCCUACCCAGGAGAGAUGGGGCCUAAAUACUGGAGCAACGGCAGAUAUGAAUACCUGAUGAAACUCAAACAGGCUGCUCUCAACUUCGCCAAGCAACGCUGGGCUGACUACAUACUGUAUGCAGACACUGACAACAUCUUGACCAACCCAGAGACCCUCAACCUCCUCAUAGCAGAGAACAAGUCUGUGGUCGCCCCCAUGUUGGACUCCCAGGGAGCCUACUCCAACUACUGGUGCGGCAUCACUCCACAGGGUUACUAUCGGCGUACAGCUGAGUAUUUCCCCACCAGACACCGCCACCGGCUGGGCUGCUACCCGGUGCCCAUGGUCCACUCUACCUUCCUGCUGGACAUGAGGAAGACAGGCAUGAAGAAGCUGGCCUUCCAUCCCCCUCACCAGGACUACUCCUGGCCCUUCGAUGACAUCAUCGUCUUCGCCUUCUCCUGCCGCGUCUCAAAGGUGCAGAUGUACCUGUGCAACAAGGUGAGGUAUGGCUACCUGAACGUCCCAGCCAAGCCUCACCACACCAUAGAGGACGACAGCAUCAAUUUCAGCCAUCUCAUCCUGGAGGCCAUGAUUGAAGGUCCCUCCAUGGCCCCCUCCAAAUAUGUCAGCCUCUUCCCCAAACGGAGAGACCUCAUGGGCUUUGAUGAGGUGUACCUGAUCAACCUGCGUCGCCGUCAGGACCGUAGGGACAGGAUGCUGUACUCUCUCAACGAGCUGGAGAUAGACGUCAAAGUGGUGGACGCCAUAGAUGGAGGAGCUCUGAACAGCAGUGAUAUAAAGAUCCUUGGAGUGGACAUACUACCUGGUUACUAUGACCCAUUCUCUCGCCGCACCCUGACCAAAGGAGAGGUUGGAUGCUUCCUCAGCCACUAUUACAUCUGGAAGGAGAUGGUAGACCAGCAGAUGGACAAGGCGCUGAUCUUCGAGGACGACGUGCGUUUCCAGGCCAACUUCAAGCGGCGCUUGCUCCGUCUGAUGGAGGAGGUGGGCAUGGUGGAACUGGACUGGGACAUCAUUUACCUGGGCCGUAAGCAGGUGAAGCCGGGUGAUGAGGAGGUGGUGGAGAACGUGAGGAAUCUGGUGGUAGCAGACUAUUCCUACUGGACCCUGUCUUACGCCAUCUCUCUCCAGGGGGCCCAGAAGCUGCUCAACGCUGAACCCCUCUCCAAGAUGCUGCCCGUCGACGAGUUCCUACCCAUCAUGUACGACAAACACAUCAAUGAGGACUACAAGUCUCACUUUGCUAACCGUAACCUGCAGGCGUUCUCCACACGCCCUCUAUUGGUGCAACCAGCCCACUACGCUGGGGACCCCGAGUGGGUGAGCGACACAGAGACCUCCACGCUGUGGGACGACGACAACGUACGAACAGACUGGAGGGGUUCCCACAAAACCCUGAAGGGGGCACCCCAAUCCGACAUGCUGCAGGCCACGUAUAAGGAUGAGCUCUAGUUAAACCAUAUUCGUGCCUGAUUCACACUGUAGGGCCAACUCAAACCAUACUGGGCUGACUUGGAUAUUGUCUUUUCACGUUGUUCUUUUACAGCACUGUUCCAGAAACUGUGGUAGCCAGCACAGCUUGGCUCGGUGUGGCUCAGUAGUGUGAAAAGGGUAAUAGGUUACUGGUUAUAGUGUCACUGCUGACAGAGAGGAAGAUAUCCGCUAUUCAUAAGUACCUUCAUUUCUGACUGUAUAUAUCGCCAUUUUGUAUUUGGUAUGUCUGCCCAUAAUCACUGGGAAUGACUGGAUAUACAUACAGUAGUGAAGCCGGCUGAGGUUUCAGAGACUUGGUCUGCUCACAUCAGGUGCCCCCAGGCCUGUUUUCAAAGUGUUUGUGUUUGUGGCUUUGUUUGUGUAAGGAUGCUGUUUUUGUAUGGCUUGUGGACAUUGUCCUUGGCUGUCCAUCUGUGUACCCACUGAGCACUCCAGGGUCUGGGCUCACUUCACUGUACACUUAGUCCCUGGGGGUCGGAGGACAGAAAUACUGGAGGAAACCAUUCUCUUUUAUAUCACAUUCUACUCUUAUUCAGUAUAUUGUGAGAACAGUCUUAGUAAAGGUUUUCUUGACUUUAGUAAAGUAUCUGCAUAAAAGUUGAACUGCAACAAGCACUCACACAAGGUAAGGAUCUGUGGCUAGCAGUGUAAAUGAUAUAUGAUAGGAGCAGUGUCUCUCUCAAUGCCUGACCUCAUGGUAGAGUCUCCCACUAGAGCAGACGGAAGUCAACAGACCAGAGAGAAGCCUGCCAAUUUAGGUGUCGUUAAUGGUGCCAAUUGCUACGACAAUCAUGUUACAAUCUGACUGAGCUCAUUGGUAUUGGUUUGUGUUGGUGUUUUAUAAAUGCGUACAAAUUCCAUGAUUCCAUUACUUGUACAAUUCUUAUUUACAGUUUUCCUAAUUUAUUUCUAGCAUUAUAUUGUGCUUUUUGAAUGCACAAUAUUAAACCCAAGUGCAAUGUCUUAAUGGUAGUGAAAUUCCCUUUUUGUCAAAUAAAUGAAUAUACAAUGAGUGUACAAAACAUUUAUACAUGAAUACAAAUCUACUUCA